UGUUCAACUCUCUCCUUCAUUCAUUUUCCUUCAGUCCGUGACUGACGUGACUUACGUGUGGCUGCCAGGUGAGUGAAAUUUGACUUAACUCACUGGUGCUCUUUAUCUGCUUGGGUUCCUAAUGAUAUUCUUAAACGUGUGCUCUCUGUCUCUCUCCUUCUCUUCUAGUGCAUGCUUUAUGUCAUAAUGGGUUUUAUUUAUUGGUUUAUGAAUAAAUGGAUGUGGGAUGUGGUGAAAUACAUUAUAAAAACAGUAUAUACAUUGAUAUCUGUUUGUAUCUCUAAAUAUGUGUCUCCACAUAGAGAUGGUGAAAUAAUAGGUAGUUAUUCCUGUUUGUUGUUGGAUACUUAUAUAAUCAUGUUGCUAUUUAUGCGCACAAACAGUAGACCCUUGUUUUUCUUAAUUUUUACUUUCCUGUUUAAUUUUCCUGUUAUCAUACCUCUACUAAACUUUUCUUCCAUCCAUCACGUGCUCUAAUGCAAUAUGCACAAAUCUGAAUGGGUGAACCUCACAAAAACCUGCUCAGACAAUGUCUGGGUCAUAUAAACGAAGCCAGAAAUUAAAUUUUGGAUUUAGUUUAAAUUUAAAUUUAAUUUAAUAAUGUAAUGUAAUUUAAUUGUGUAGGUAAAGUCAUAAUUAAAAAAAAAAAAAACAAGAAUCUUUAAAUAGACUUAAUUGUCUUUAUGCAAAAUAUUGUUAUAAAUGUAAUUUUAUUAUAAUAUAAAUAUUGUAUAAUGUGGGACCCUGUUAGAUUUAUAAAAAAAAAGAAAGAAAAAAAAAGUCUUUCCACUUUAUCUUUUUAAUGGCGCUAUUUAAUAUUCUGCUAAUUUUUUUUAACCUUUUCUUUAAAAAGUAUUUUUGCUAAGUAUGUCCAGAUAAACAGAUAAAGAGGCUAUUUUAUUUCACUUGCAGUGGGUCACCUCAUGGAGGCUGCCAUUUUGAGAUCACAUGACCUGCUUAAUUGAUCUCUGUAACCUACUCAAUGCAACUUAAAAAAAUACUGGUAAUUUCAUUUUGUAGUUCAUUUUGUAACAUUGACACAUUUUGUAUUGUAUUGCAGAAGCCUCACCUCUGUGCAAUCAUGAUUCGGGCCGUCUGUCCCAAUUGUGUUCUUCUCUUUGCUCUCCUCUUUGUGUGCAUGGACGCACGUCCCGAAUCGCCAGGCCGCUCAAGGCGAGCUCCUGCUGCCAAAGUGCGACUGGCAGGUUUCGGCCACAGAGAAAAUGAGGGACGAGUUGAAGUCCUGCACAACGGGACGUGGGGUACCGUAUGCGACGAUGAGGUCAAUAUUAAACUCGCUAAUGUGGUUUGCAGGGAACUGGGUUUCCAAAGUGGCAUAACAUGGGCGCACAGUGCCAAGUACGGAGAGGGAGAAGGCCCCAUUUGGAUGGAUAAUGUGAGGUGUGAAGGAACGGAGAAAACUCUGAAAGACUGCAAGUCGAACGGAUGGGGUGUUCAUGACUGCAAGCACUCUGAGGAUCUCGGGGUGGUCUGCAGUCCAGAGAGAAGGCUGGACCAAGUUCAUCCUGGAGUCACCAGAAGAGGGCACACCAUCUCUCUCAGGCCAAAUGCAGUCACCUCAAACCGUUGGCAGGACAUUUACUCCAGUUCAAGGACACCUGCACAUCUCAGACAAGGCAACGGACAUUCCCAAGAUCAUACCAGAUGGGAUCAAUUCUCCAGACAGCAGUUUCAUAAUCCAUCUGCCAGUAGGGUGAAGAUCGAGGAAGUCCGCCUCAAGCCGGUCUUGAUGGUUACAAAGAAGCAUACUCUUGUUACGGAAGGUGUGGUGGAAGUAAAGCAUGCUGGGAGAUGGAGACAGGUGUGUGAUAAAGGCUGGAGUCUGAACAGCAGCAGAGUUGUGUGUGGGAUGCUUGGCUUUCCUGACGCGGAGCAGCCCAACAUGAACACCUACAAAAAAAUAUGGGAUAAAAAAGUCAAGGAUUCAACAACCAGAUUGAGUCAGAUGACCAAGAAGAAGGGAUUCUGGGUUGAGAAAGUACAUUGUCUGGGCACAGAGCCCAGUCUGGCGGAGUGUCAUGCCCAGCUGUCAAUCCCUCGAAGCCCCGGACCCUGUAAGAACGGUCGCCAUGCUGUGGCCCGCUGUGUCCCAGGACCACAGUUUGCUCGUAUGUCCUCUGGCAGACCCCAGGCACCUCACCCUGCAGAGCUGUCAGUGCGUCUGAAGGCAGGACCACGUCUGGGAGAAGGAAGAGUCGAGGUUCUCCGUGAGGGAAAGUGGGGAACCGUGGUUGACCACCGGUGGGACCGGAUCUCAGCCAGCGUGGUGUGCAGAGAGCUGGGCUUCGGCACUGCCAAAGAGGCUCUUACCGGAGCAUACAUGGGUCAAGGGACGGGGCCAAUCCACAUAAACUCAGUGCAGUGCACUGGCACAGAGCGCUCCAUUUUGGAUUGUUACUUCCAGGAAGUCCCUCCCUGGACAUUCAAACACAGCCAGGAUGCUUCUGUCAAAUGUUAUGUUCCUAAGACAGGCUUUGAGACCACGGUGCGGCUGGCGGGUGGCAGGGACCGGGCUGAGGGUCGUGUAGAGGUGCUCAUGGAGGUGGGGGGCAGAAAGCGCUGGGGGACGAUUUGCAGUGAGAACUGGGGAAUAAAUGAAGCCAUGGUGGUAUGCAGGCAGCUGGGCUUUGGUUUUGCCGCACGUGCCCAUCAGGACACAUAUUAUUGGCAAGGAGACCCUGCCGCUGAAGAAGUACUGUUGAGUGGGACUCACUGUGUGGGAACAGAAAUGUCCAUCCAGCAGUGCCGUCGUAACAGUUACGUCCACUGCCCUCGAGGAGGCGGAGCUAAAGCAGCGGGCGUCACCUGUUCUGAAACGGCACCUGACCUGGUUUUGGAUGCACAGCUCGUGCAGGAGAGUGCUUACCUGGAAGACAGGCCUCUGCACCUGCUCACCUGUGCACAUGAGGAGAACUGUCUCUCCUCUUCUGCUAACCGUAUGCAAUGGCCGUAUGGGCACCGCCGCCUUCUGCGUUUCUCCUCCCGUAUCAUGAACUUGGGCAGAGCCGACUUCCGUCCGAGAUCCUCAAGAGAGUCCUGGACCUGGCACCAGUGCCACAGGCAUUAUCACAGCAUUGAAGUGUUCACGCAUUAUGAUCUCCUCACACUCAACGGAAGCCGAGUGGCCGAAGGACACAAAGCCAGUUUCUGUCUGGAAGACACCUACUGCCCUGAUGGACUUCAAAAGCGCUUUUCAUGUUACAAUUACGGAGAUCAAGGCAUUUCGGUGGGUUGCUGGGACACUUACCGCCACGAUAUCGACUGCCAGUGGAUAGACAUCACUGAUGUCAGACCUGGAGACUACAUCUUGCAGGUUGAAGUAAAUCCGUCGCUGGACAUGGCUGAAUCAGACUUUAUGAACAACGCCAUGCGUUGUCGAUGUAAAUAUGAUGGACACAGAGUGUUUAUGUAUGGCUGUCAUGCAGGUGAUGCCUACAGUGCUGAAACUGAGGAUUUAUUCGAACAUCAGCGUCAGAUCAGCAAUAACUUCAUUUGAGCCUGGUAAAGAGAGGUGAGAGGAGAGGAUGUUCAUUAAUGGCUCCCAGAAAUGCGGCUAAUUGGACAAUAAACUGGGUGAAAGAUAAGGAGAUCUCAGCUGAUCUCAGAACAGUCUACCAGUAGCACUAAUGAGUGGACGCUACAUCGCUAAACGAUUUUCUCUAUGGAACUAAAUCAACUCUUCCAGAUGUUUGGAAAUCAAACGAAAGGCUUAGUUCACCUAAAAUUAGAUUCUGUCACGAUUUUUCUUAGUAUUUUGUAUUUGACUUUUGUUUUUAAGUACAGUAGCAUACUGGUUGUCCUUUUCCACCCAUUUGCAAUGAAUAGAGACCGGAGCUUGUUUUUAGGAACUAUAUUUAAGACAAUGGAUAUCUGUAUUCCUCUCUUGAGCUCUACUACGGAUGUCAAAAUUUUUAGUAAAUAAUAACUUAAUUUUCAGUCAGUCUGCCUGGCACACAUGGUUUUGUAUCAGAAGAUUUGGUAUAUACUUUUAUCAUAUAUUUAUAGUGCAUUGUUUGUAAUUUUGGAGUUUGAUAGUUCCAGUCCUUUUUACUUUCACUUUAUUGAAAAGAGUGGAUAUUAUAUUCCUUAAAAAUUCUCAUUUUGUAUUCUAUCAUAUGAAUCAUAUGAGCGUCUCUUAAGGCCAAUUCUCACUGCACUGACAGAUUGUGACAAAUGGCAACAGAUGCGCUGGUCAGGUUUUGUCUGAUCAGUGUGUCCUCGUCUGCUGGCAUUGGUUGGCGCUUGUUUUCGCCAUUGAAUCUACAUUUGUCGGCUCUUGAAAUAUCUGAGAAAUGACAUACUGGUCGGCUGUCAUCGCUGGUCUGUGUCUGAUGGUGUGGUGUGAACUGGCCUUUAGUGGUCACUGUUUUCCUAGUAGACUCUCUUUUCAGAUUAAUGCCCAGAGCUUUGGAAUGAGUGGUGUGCUUAGAAAUCCUUUUCAUAAAGCCAGAAUCUGUAUUUUUGGGUGAACUGUUCCUUUAAUUAUCCAUUGAAUAACUAGGACAUUGUUUUCAGAGACUAAGUUAGCUGCAGUUGUUGUUGAUCAUCUGGUUAAAAAUAAAACAUCAUGUAAAAUCUGUAGUUGUUGGGACUAGCAUUAGAAAAUAAGUAAUUUUGUUUUAUUGUUUUCAUGUACCCAUAUAUUUAUUUCUUGACGUUAUAGAUUAAUUAGAGAAUAAAUGUGUCGUUAUAGAAUAAAUAUUUGUACAAUGUUGAAUUUUUUAAAUUUUUAACUAAUUUGAACUACAUUUUACUAAAAAACAAAAACAAAAAAAAACAAAAACAAAUCUUAAUAAGUCCUAUUCUGACCUACUUAACCUGACAUCAAAAUGCAGUUUGUUCACUUUUUCUUAUUCAUUUAUGAGUUUUAUAUCUAAUUUCAAUUCUUUGGUUUGAGUUAUGCACUUUAUUGUUGGACGUCAGUAUUCUGGAAGAAGUAGGUCAUUCACUACCAUUUUUCAACACACACUUCUGUUUGUUUGUUUAUUAACAUGUUGAAGUAUUUAUGCCUUCUUUCCAUUUUUUAAUAGACCUUUUUAAUAAUUUUUCGGUGAAUUUCCUGAAUCCUAAAGGGUAACAAUGGCUGUUGUAUAUGCUGAAGAUUAAUUUAUUUAAUACAUUGUUAAACAAAUUUUCCGGAUGAAAGUUUUAUUAGUUUGAUAAUUCAUUUUAUUAAUAAAUGCUUGCUAAAUGGUUGAAUGCUUUAAUAUAUUUAACAUGUUCAAUUUGUUUAGUAUAACAUCCAUGAGUAUAAAGAGUACGUUGUUACAAUGUUGCAAACAGUCCUGAAAAGCAUUCACAGUGUAAAGCAGUGAUGCUGGGAAUGAACAUUUAUGGCCCAUAGCUUUAAAUAUAUUCUUAAAGUAGUGAGCCCUUUUGAGCUGUACUGUAUCAGUUUUUACUUUUGUAAUUUUUGCACAGUACAAAACAUUGUUUAACAACGGUUAUUGUGCAUGUGAUGAACUGACUUUAUACCUACUGUUUAUCUUAAAUCCUUGUGUUAUUUAUCUUUAGGACAUCAACUUGUGUACUUUAAAUUUUCACACUAGUGUUUUUUUUUUUUUACAUUUGUAAAAUCAUAAAUAUGACUUAUUCUGUCCCUGUAUUGUGUACUUUACUUUCACCAUGUUACUCUUGAUUUAUUUCACUUAUGCUUUUAUUUAUAAUUCAUAUGUUACUGUGUGCUCUUAGUACUAGUGGUGCAUAAAUUGAUUUCAGUCACAGCAAACUUUAAAAAAAUAAUCUUCAUGGAGUAGUUGAGAGUUUAAGCUCUUAAUGUAAUUUGCAAUACUCUCAGGGAUGAAAUGUGUGUCUUUUCCAGUUUGUUCAAAAUUAUUUUUUAAGAUCAGCCAGGACAGAUAUAAAUGGGAAAGUAAUACCAAAAUCAUUCCAGAAACUGCAACGUGAUGUAAACUCUUGUUACUGUUUUGUGAUGGGUGUUACAGUAGUAAGUCUAUGCAAACAACUGAUCUCAAAUGUGAAUAAAUAUCGCUCAUCAGGUCUAAUUUAGCUGCCUGUACUCUGUAUUUAUGCUCACUGUGUACCUUGAUCCAUUGCACAGGGACUCCAUUAACAAUAAAUGUGUGUUUG
Molecule: messenger RNA, 6111 nt
Organism: Onychostoma macrolepis
Lineage: Eukaryota; Metazoa; Chordata; Actinopteri; Cypriniformes; Cyprinidae
Gene: loxl4
Product: lysyl oxidase-like 4
Exons: 14
Coding region: 983-3517 (844 amino acids)
Biological process (GO): peptidyl-lysine oxidation
Cellular component (GO): membrane
Molecular function (GO): protein-lysine 6-oxidase activity; copper ion binding
Source: RefSeq, a predicted model, not a curated record